This is a messenger RNA of Pterocles gutturalis (yellow-throated sandgrouse), 173 nucleotides long. Its product is annotated as BET1 homolog. Gene Ontology annotation, cellular component: Golgi trans cisterna; SNARE complex. NCBI's taxonomy places the organism in Eukaryota, Metazoa, Chordata, Aves, Pterocliformes, Pteroclidae. The record is from RefSeq and is a predicted model, not a curated record. The annotation marks the transcript as partial. The transcript is spliced from 2 exons. Gene Ontology annotation, molecular function: SNAP receptor activity. Gene Ontology annotation, biological process: endoplasmic reticulum to Golgi vesicle-mediated transport; vesicle fusion with Golgi apparatus.
GCGAUGGAGCACCUGCUGGUAGCUAUGGCUAUACCAACAGUGGAUACAGUGUUUAUGAAGAAGAAAAUGAAAGGUUAACAGAAAGUCUGCGUACAAAAGUCAGUGCCAUUAAAUCACUUUCCAUUGAAAUUGGAACAGAAGUUAAAAACCAAAAUAAAAUGUUAUCAGAAAUG